Molecule: messenger RNA, 3185 nt
Organism: Nycticebus coucang (slow loris)
Lineage: Eukaryota; Metazoa; Chordata; Mammalia; Primates; Lorisidae
Gene: UBE2V2
Product: ubiquitin conjugating enzyme E2 V2
Exons: 5
Coding region: 2120-2437 (105 amino acids)
Biological process (GO): DNA damage tolerance; protein K63-linked ubiquitination
Cellular component (GO): nucleus
Source: RefSeq, a predicted model, not a curated record
CUCAUAUGAUGCGCAUAUGGGGCCAGCACCCUACUCCUUUGAGCCACAGUGCUUCCCCAGUUUUUCUAUUUUUGGUAGAGACAGGGGACUCGCUUUUUUGCUUGGACUGGUCUUGAACUCAUGAGCGCAAGCAAUUCACCUGCCUCGGCUUCCCAGAGUGCUAGAAUUACAGGCGUGAGCCACUGAGCCCGGCUGCAUAGGCUGUUUCUAAAUAUUCUCUAUUACAUUGCGUAGGCAGCAUUUUUUUUUUUUUUGAGACAGAGUCUCACUGUGUCGCCCUCGGUAGAGUGCUGUGACAUCACAGCUCACAGCAACCUCAAACUCUUGGGCUUAAGCGAUUCUCUUGCCUCAGCUUCCUAAAGUAGCUGGGACUAUAGGCACCUGCCACAAUGCCUGGCUAUUUUCUUGUUGUAGUUGUCAUUGUUUAGCUAGCCUGGGCUGGGUUUGAACUCGCCAGCCUUGGUGCAUGUGGCUGGCACCGGAACCAUCGUGCUGCAGGCACCGAGCUUUAGGCAGCAUUUUUGUUCAUAUUUUUCUGUGAACACUCACUCAAGGUUCUCUAGGCCUAUACCUGUUUCCUUCCAGCCAAGUUCUUUUGUCCGCUGCCCAAGAGAACGCCAAUGCUCAAAGACAGCAAGGUUUACAGCAGAGAGUGUGUUCUGCAUAGUGCUAAGUGGGGAGACAGGUGAAAUCUCUCAAAUCUGCCUCCAUGAGAAUUGGGGGACAGGGUUUUUAAAGACAGUUUGGUGAGCAAAGGGUUAGGCAGUCAGGGUUUGCUAAUGGGCUGGUUUCAGGAUGGAACCAUCAGUGCUUUGGUAUGGGCAUCUGUCUGCGUGGGUCAGUUACUGGAAGGCAGGACCUUGGCUGGGGGACCAAGACCAGCUGAGCCAGUUUCUCGGCCUGGAUGAGUCAGUUAAUCCACUGGAAUGCAGGGCCUGGAAGAUAUCUCAAAGACUACCCCUAGGUUCUGAACAGGUGAUGUUAUUCAUGGAGAAAUGUUAAGAAUCUUUACAGCUACCACCUGUGCCCUUUGGAGGAGCAAUUAUAGAGAAGCAAACAAGGGGACCUGGCUUAUUAUUGUCCUUAUUUUAGUUAAGCCUGUUCCUUCACAGAGUUUUGAGGGCCCUUACUCUAGUUCUUUCCUUGCAUCCAGUUUGUAAGGGCUGUUUCAUACAAUCAUUACCAUUUUGCUCACCAAAGUAGUUGAAGCAGUUUAACUUCUGUAGCGAAUGAACUUCCAUUCUCUACAACUUUGCCCAAACCAAGAAUUUGUCAAGACUUAAUACUUGUCAGUUGGGUGGCUAGAAUAAAUCCUUAUGAUUUUAGUUUAUGUUUCCCUGAUUAUUAAUGAGGUUAAGCAUAUUUUCAUGUUUGUUGGUUAUUCUUGUUUUCUAUAGACCCCAUUCACUAUACACAUAGUGGUCAUUUUUCUCUAGAUUUGUCUUUUGCUUGUUAAUUUCUAAAAGGAAUUCUUCCUGUAAUUUGGAUACUAAAAUUUAGUCUUUUUAUGUUUAUAUCUUCUUUCAGUUGGUAGCUCAUUUUUUCAUUAGUUUUGUGAAACUGCAGGUUUUAAUUUUAGUCAGGUUUAUCAGUCUUUUAGUUUAUGCUUGUAGGAAAUCCUUUAUCCUCAAGUCAUGAAGCUAUCUUAUAUUAAAAUCUGGAAGGCGGAGGCAAAGUGGGUUGCUUGAGCUCAGGAGUUCAAGACCAGCCUGAUCAAGAACAAGACUCUGUCUCUACUGAAAAUAGAAAACUACCGGGCGUUGUGGCGGGUGCCUAUAGUCUCAGCUACUCGGGAGGCUGAGGGAAGAGAAUCGCUUGAACCCAGGAGUUUGAGGUUGCUGUGAGCUAGGAUGCCAUGGCACUCUACCGAGGGUGACAAUGAGACUGUCUCAAAAAGAAAAGAAUGAUAAAAAUAAACUGAAAAUAGAACCAAACAAAUAUUUUAAGUUUCUAAAAAAUUAGCAAAUAUUACAGAGAGCUCUUAUAAAAGUGUCUUGAGCAUGCAAAACUAGAAGGAGUUAAAGUUCCUCGUAACUUUCGCUUGUUGGAAGAACUUGAAGAAGGACAAAAAGGAGUAGGUGAUGGUACAGUUAGCUGGGGCCUUGAAGAUGACGAAGAUAUGACGCUUACAAGGUGGACAGGCAUGAUUAUUGGGCCACCAAGGACAAAUUAUGAAAACAGAAUAUAUAGCUUGAAAGUAGAAUGUGGACCUAAAUACCCAGAAGCUCCUCCAUCAGUUAGAUUUGUAACAAAAAUUAAUAUGAAUGGAAUAAAUAAUUCCAGUGGCAUGGUGGAUGCACGUAGCAUACCAGUUUUAGCAAAAUGGCAAAAUUCAUAUAGCAUUAAAGUUGUACUUCAAGAGCUAAGACGUCUAAUGAUGUCCAAAGAAAAUAUGAAGCUUCCACAGCCACCAGAAGGACAAACAUACAACAAUUAAUUUUAGUGGAUCUCAAACUUGUCUUAAAUCAACAACCUUUUACUCAUGUUAAUGUCUUGAUUAAAUAUCACAAUGCAAAAUACCCACACAUUAAGUAAAGGAAUUUCACCUGGUAAACAUGACCUGGACAUUUGUAAGAAUAUAUUUAAUAUAUGUACACCCAGUAUGUUUUCAGGUAACAAGAGGAAAAAUGCAGCACAUUUUUUUUCUCUUAUUAAGGCACUGUCAUUUAAACAUAAACCUGGAAUAUACUCUAAAUAGAAUUCAGGUUUACAAGAUGAAAGUGUGAAGAGGGGUAUCAGAUGGCAGUGGAAGCAUGUGUGUUUCUGAAAAGUAAAAAAUCUCCAGAAGGAAAAACAGAAAUGGCAUGCUUUAUCCAUCUUGCUUAGUGAAAGAGCUGCAGUUGAAAUUGUUUAAAGUAGCAGGUAUAAUGAAUAUUGUCGCAAAUUGUGUUAAUUUUUGAAGCAGUGUGGGUGCUGACUACUAGUAGUAUGAAAAAUAUGUUCAGGAUUGUUUUGAUACCUGUAUUUAUAAUAAAAUGUUGGUGGGGGGGUGAUGAGUUUCUGUUAAGAGCUGUUCCUGUGUGUUACAUGUAACAGACAUGGUAAAUAUUUGUUUACAGUCUUCGUUUAACAAACCAUGCAUUUAAGUUUAAGUGAAGUCAACAAAAAGGAAAUAGGUGUAUGGAGAUGUGAUUUUGAGAUUAAAGUUAGUCUUAAAAUGUAAAUAAAAUGUGGAACGUAUCCUC